AGUAGGUGGAAAAGUCCAGAAAAUUAAGAUCCAUUCUGUGAGUAUUUCAUGAAAUUAAUCCUAAUCAGUGCAGCUACAUGGGUUAUAUUUCUGCACUGAAGGGAGAUGAAAUGGUUAAUAGAGGAGUGUUCAUGAUCUCUCUGUGUUUGUGCUCCUCCUCUUCCUCUAUUGCUCUUUCACACACAGAACCAGGAAGUAACUCCUCAUUUCAGAGAAAACAAAACUGAUCUCUCUCUCUCUCUCUCUCUCUCUCUCUCAGUGUGAGUUCAGGAAAAUGGCCGAGGCCAGUAUUUCAGUAGCUCAGGACCAGUUCAUGUGUCCAGUGUGUCUGGAUCUCCUGAAGGAUCCGGUGGCUAUCUCCUGUGGUCACAGUUUCUGUAAGGUGUGUAUUAAUGGCCGCUGGGAUCAGGAGGAUCAGAAGGGCGUCUACAGCUGUCCUCAGUGCAGAGACACUUUCACGACAAGGCCUGUUCUACGCAGAAACAACAUGCUGGAUGAAGUGGUGGAGAAACUGAAGAAGACUAAAGUCCAAGCUGCUUCUCCUGCUCACUGUUACGCUGGACCUGGAGAUGUGGAGUGUGAUUUCUGCACCGGGAGAAAACACAAAGCCGUCAAGUCCUGUCUGAUGUGUUUGACUUCAUUUUGUGAAAUUCAUCUGAAACCUCAUCUUGAAGUUCCUGCUUUGAGAAAACACACAUUAAUUGAAGCCUCAGCAAAACUCCAAGAGAAGAUCUGCUCUGAACAUAACAAGCUGAUUGAGAUCUACUGUCGUACUGAUCAAAUAUGUAUUUGCUCUUUGUGCAUGUUGGAGAAACAUAAAGACCAUGACGCUGUUUCAGUUGCAGCAGAAAGAGCUGAGAAACAGAGUGAGUUAAAGGAGGAGCAGAUGAAAUCCCAGCAGAGAAUCCAGGAGAAGCAGAAGAAGGUGCAGGAGCUGAAACAGACUGUGAACUCUAUAAAGCUCAGUGCACAGACAGCAGUGGAGGACAGUGAGAGGAUCUUUACUGAGCUGAUCAGCUCCAUGGAGAAAAAGCGCUGGGAGGUGACGGAGCUGAUCAGAGAUCAGGAGAAGGCUGAACUGAGUCGAGCUGAACGACUCCUGGAGCAACUGGAGCAGGAGAUUGCUGAUCUUCAGAGGAGAGUCACUGAGCUGGAGCAGCUUUCACACACACACGAUCACAUCCAUUUCCUGUUUUAG
This is a messenger RNA of Neoarius graeffei (lesser salmon catfish), 1198 nucleotides long. Its product is annotated as E3 ubiquitin/ISG15 ligase TRIM25-like. Gene Ontology annotation, molecular function: zinc ion binding. The coding region runs from base 275 to 1198 and encodes 307 amino acids. The record is from RefSeq and is a predicted model, not a curated record. The transcript is spliced from 4 exons. Lineage: Eukaryota; Metazoa; Chordata; Actinopteri; Siluriformes; Ariidae.